AAACAUUAAAUACAACUAUCUCUCUCUCUCUCUCUAAAACGGAUUCCCUCAGCUAACAAGCAAAAUCAAAGAACUCGUUCGCUACAUCAAUGGCGAAAAGGCUAGAGGGUAAAGUGGCCAUCAUAACCGGCGGUGCCAGCGGCAUCGGCGAGUCAACGGCGCGGCUCUUCGUCCACCACGGCGCGAAGGUCAUCAUCGGGGACGUGCAGGACGAGCUGGGCCGAACCGCCUGCACAAACAUCGGCCCUCCGGAAGUAAUAUCAUACGUCCACUGCGACGUCACCGUCGAGAGUGACGUCAGAGACGCCGUCGACGCCGCCGUUUCGAAACACGGCAAGCUGGACGUCAUGUUCGCCAACGCCGGCACACCGGGGAAAAGCGACACGUCGAUACUAUCGACGGACUACGACGACCUGAAAAGCGUGUUCGGGGUCAACGUCUUCGGCGCCUUCCUCUGCGCCAAGCACGCCGCCAGGGUGAUGGUUCCGGCGGCGGGGACGACAAGAGGGGCGGCCAUCAUCUUCACCUCCAGCAUCGCGUCGGUCACCUCCGGCGACGUGCCGCACGCUUACGUGGCGUCGAAGCACGCGGUGGUUGGGCUGAUGAAGAAUCUCUGCGUGGAGAUGGGGCAGAAGGGGGUCCGGGUCAACUGCAUCUCGCCGUUUGGGGUGGCGACGCCGAUGCUGAUGGGGGCGCUGAAAGUACGGGAGAAGGCGGAGGCGGAUGAGUUUGUACGUGGGAUAGCUAACUUGAAAGGAGAAGAUGUGACGGCGGAUGACGUGGCGGAGGCGGCGGUGUACUUGGCCAGCGAUGAAUCAAAGUAUGUGAGUGGGCAGAAUCUUGUUAUUGAUGGAGGUUAUAGCUUGACCAAUAUUGCUCUUCGCGAAAGCAUCAAGAAAAUGAUGACUUCAUGAUUGGUUUUCUUGUAAUUUUUUAUUUUUUUUAAUAAUAAUAAUAAUAAUAAAUUAUUAUUAUUAUUAUUAUUAAUUCUUUUUUUUUUCGAGACCGCAUGUAAAGAUGAAAAUUUUAAAAUGUGGUACAAAGCUUUAAUAACAAAAAAUUGUUUCAAGGAACGCACAAUCAGUUAUAUAGGUGUGCGGAUACUCUUGUAUAAUAAUUUGCAAAUUAUACGAAAGAC
Molecule: messenger RNA, 1138 nt
Organism: Erythranthe guttata (spotted monkey flower)
Lineage: Eukaryota; Viridiplantae; Streptophyta; Magnoliopsida; Lamiales; Phrymaceae
Product: short chain aldehyde dehydrogenase 1
Source: RefSeq, a predicted model, not a curated record